AUGUCCCGAGCAAUCCGGAGGCGGCAAGCAAGCUCUCUGGAGCAGGGCGCGGACAGGUGGCGCAUAGCGCGUCGGAUAAAAACAUACGACGCCUUCGAAAACAUGGGCGAGCCCAUCGACGUGUAUUCUGCAUUUUUUGCAGUCUCCGUCCUCAUGCUUGUCGUCCUGUUCGUAAUUCCUUGGGUGACAAAGUUCGGACGAAGUGAGGAGGAGGAGGAGGAGGAAGUCGAACUACUUUACGAAGAAGUUGAGGAUGACGAGGAGGAAGAUCUCUUCGAAGCGGAGGAGGAAGAAGCGAGUCAGGAUAAAGACCGAAGUCCUGACAAAGUGGUUGCUGAAGCGGAGAAGGCCGAGGCCAGCAAGGCUAAGGCGUGA
This is a messenger RNA of Symbiodinium natans, 375 nucleotides long. The record is from the annotation of a GenBank genome assembly. NCBI's taxonomy places the organism in Eukaryota, Dinophyceae, Suessiales, Symbiodiniaceae.